GAACGGGGAGACUAAAGUUUUCUCGGAGCACAGCUUCUAACAGUGGUUGAGUUUCCAACCCGACACUGGGAGCCGUUCAACUUCCUCCCGAACUUUCCCCUCAUUCCGCUCUCCAUAUUUUCUCCUUGAAGUCCCCAUGCUGCUCCAGAUCGCAGAGAUUUUAGUGGGCUAUAUACAUAGCAUGUGGUGCCCUCCACUGCUUCUUUUCUUUUGGCUCGAUUUCUGCUUCCUGGAUUUCUAGAAAGACAGACGGUGGAAUGCUUCCGCAAAUCCAGAGCAACUAGAAUCUUUUGAAGCGGCUUUUUUUUUGAUAAUGGUGUUAUUUUGAUCCUGCCUCCUUGCCACGACGGGAUUAAUGACGUUCUUGUCCACUGCACAGCAAAUAAUAUCUCGGGCUUUGAAUCUGAAACGUGAGGAUCGGUGGCAUCAAUGUCAUCGAGUUUGAGUCUAGACAACACAACCAGACUGCAAUGGAGGACGCACAGGAACAAGUAGGUCGGAGACGAAAGCGCGUGUCCAGGGCCUGUGAUAGAUGUCGAAGCAAAAAGGAUCGUUGUGAUGGAACUCGUCCGACAUGCCUGGCUUGUCAGAAUUCUGGGAGUGUCUGCUCCUAUGAUCCCUCUGCCAAGAAGCGCGGACUUCCUGAAGGUUAUGUUCGGGGACUGGAAAAGCUCUGGGCACUCUCAAUAUCUAACAUUGACGGCUUCGAAGAGAGCGUCCUGGGACUGCUGGGAGCAAACGACGAGCCCUCUUCUACCAAGCGGAGGAAGCUUAUCUCUCUGUGGCUGAACGAAUCUGUCUCUGAAAAGCUGCAUGACUCGUGGAAGUCCACCGCCCUUUACCGGGAACUCGAGAAGCUGCUGUCCGCUGGUGAUAUCGAAAGUGUGCUUUCGUCGCGAGAGGCCAGCGAAAAUCGAGGUCAGUCACUCGAGCGAACAGAAUCUCACACUGGUUCCAGCGACGGUUUCGAAUAUCGCAUCAGUCGAGACUCAGCACUCUCCAAGUCAAACAACAUCGAAUCCGAAUCGUCCAUCGGGCCCCGGUCGAAAAAGAUCAAGCUCUCGCACGCUCCAUCCGCCAACCCUGGUCACUAUCAAUUACGGCUUCCCGUCCAGACACCACGCCUUCUUGACCUUUACUUUUCCCAUACCCACAGCUGGUUCCCGAUCAUAGCUAAGCACAGCAUUCUGCGGACCUCCUACUCCUAUUCAAAUGAGCCUCUUUCCCUCGCCAGGAAGUCUGCAGAGUCCGGUGACCAUGCGGCGCUGUGGGCAAUCCUUAGCUACACCACAGCGCAGCUAAAGCCUUCAUCCGAUACACAACAACAGCUGGGAUUCGCUGAUCCUCUUUCUGCGGCGAAGGAGUUCUACGCAGUCGCCAGGAGUCUUAUACCGAGUGAAAAAGAAAAUUUCGAGAUCGGCCACGUUCAGGCAUUGCUCCUGUUGACUCUGGUGAAUAUUGGACUGGAAGAUUGGACUGCCGCCUGGCUCUUGAGCAAUCAAGCUACUAGCUUAGUGUUGCAUCUUGGGCUCGGGCGGAAGACCGAUCGCCGACAACAUCCAGGCAACAACCAGAACAAUGCCAUCUUCCUUGGAUGCUUCGUUGUCGAUGCGAUCCUUGCCGUUCGCCUUGGACGUUGCCCGCAUAUGCGCCCCGAAGAUUUGAUUCCUGUCGGCCCCCUUGAAGAGGAUGGACUGGAAGAAUGGAACCCGUGGAUGGAAGUAUUCUACCCGAAUGGUCCAGUCCAGGGCUCUACUCUUCCUGGCCGCGGACCACUCCUUGGCCGAAGCUGUUUUAACCGGCUGGUGGAGCUUGCGAGCUUCUUGAAUCGUAUAUCACGACAUGAGCCUUACAGCUUUGAUGCCCAGUGGUUCUGUCAGACUAUCAUUAAAGAUAUGCAGGCUUGGGAGAAUAAAUUACCCCCGGCCUGUCGACUUGCUACUCUCUGCAACGAUGCUGCCCUGGGAAAUGCAAUGGCGCUGCUUCCACAUCAGAUUUACCUGGCUCUUACCCAUAUCGCAACACUCAGUAUUUUUUACGCUCGCUUUUCAUCCCAUGUGCAAGCUCUAUUCUCUCCCAUAAAAAGGUUACUCCGGCUGACCCCUGGUCUUCUUUCGGGACAUAGCGAAGUCUUUGGCCAGUUCACUUUCCCACCACUUUUCGAGUGUUCUCUGCGCACAAUUACCGACUGCAUUCGCUUCGGUGGUGCGGCUGCUGAACAAGAUGAGUUCCAGCUUUCACUGUGGCUUGAUUCAACAUCCCACGAAGUUUCCAAGGUUGGAGGUAUCUGGCCGGUAAUGACAUCUUUCGCUGAAGAAAUCAGUAACCGAAGACCCCGCGGCAAGACUUCUUAUGGUAACCAACCAGCACAAUCCUUGACAGUGGCCGAUUUCAUGAAUUCGAAAGGGAUAUCUAACAACUACCAUACCUCAGCCAAUGAUGAUCUGGAUCCACUAUCUCGCAUGGCUUCGUCGCCACAAGAUGAUUCGAACCAGUCUUUGAAUCACAGCACUCUCUCUACCUUUGGGUUGGGGCUCGGUUCAGAGCGUGCCAACAACGGUGCAGCCGGUAUUACUGCUAUCACCGAUCUUUCACCACGAGAAUCUAAUAUGGACGGACCCGAAGCACAAUUGAAUGGUGCAAUCCAUGCAGAAUUGCUUGGAAAUAAUCUUCUGACUCCAUAUGAAUCGCAUUUUUCUAGCGCUGAGACCGCAGACCUCUCAACGGUCUCCGAUCAAUUCUCCACUCAAUUACAACCGGCGACUCCAGCUUCAACUCCACCGCAAGCCAUUUCAAAAACAUCGGAAUCCAAUUCGCAGCUGCCACCAAAGCAACAGCUUCCCAUCAAUGACCUAGACUCGAUAUUUGACGACUUUGCUCACCUUGACACGAAUGAGUGGACUACUCGACGCGAACAGGGGCUCAAAGACUUUGGUUUUGCGGAUGAGAUCGCAUUCCAAGCGUUUUGUCGUGACCCAGAUCGUGUUGCGGCAACGAAUCCCUUACUUCGCCCGGCGUCCAUAGCAGAUAUUUGGCCGCCACCCGGUUUUUUUCCGGAUACUUUCCGUGAUGAGAAGGAGGCUACUGGCAAUGCUGAUUUUAAAGAAAGAAAAGUUGGUUGAAUGAAGAGCCCGUCUGCUCUUCAGGAUAAAAGUAUUUUUGGGGUUAUAUAUGCCUCUAUAGAUCGAUUAUGGGUCCGGCUGCCGUUCCAUCCCCCAUCCGACCAGGGCACUGGCAGGAUGGAUGUACUGCCGGAGCACGAAUCCCGAGACCCCAGAGACCCGGGGUCCAUGUGCGUGAGAACUUAGCGGGACCACACGCGACUUCGCAAGUUCAACCUCUCAUCGGCUAGCUUCCUCGAAUGAGACCUACGGUUGCAACUUGCUUUAUUCGCCGCAGGAUCGUCUGCAACCAUUCCGAGUCAUGAUCACAUAGUGACGAAAUAUGAUGUCUUUUUUCUUUGCUCCUUUUUUGGUGACCUUUAUACCAGCAUAGAGGUCCAGGUAUACCCCCUAACUUGGCGAUUGCCAUUAUUUUGCGCUGCGAAGAUUGCAUCGUUGGCUUUUUAGAGGACAUGAGUUACGCCUUCACUCUCUAGAUUAUGUGAGCUGUACAUACAUGGGAUAUGUGUUUGAUCAGCCUACGUUUGCUCUCAUAAUAAUAUCUCUCCUGAGAUUCAAAUUCCGCUCCAUCUGUCUGAUUAUUUACGAAAAGCAGAAUGACAUCUCUCCAAAAUUAAGCAAGCAU
Coccidioides posadasii C735 delta SOWgp is the source of this 3747-nucleotide messenger RNA. RefSeq lists its product as uncharacterized. Gene Ontology annotation, biological process: positive regulation of transcription by RNA polymerase II; DNA-templated transcription. Gene Ontology annotation, molecular function: DNA binding; zinc ion binding; DNA-binding transcription factor activity, RNA polymerase II-specific. Lineage: Eukaryota; Fungi; Ascomycota; Eurotiomycetes; Onygenales; Onygenaceae. The record is from RefSeq and is a predicted model, not a curated record.